Cuscuta campestris is the source of this 3915-nucleotide messenger RNA. NCBI's taxonomy places the organism in Eukaryota, Viridiplantae, Streptophyta, Magnoliopsida, Solanales, Convolvulaceae. The record is from the annotation of a GenBank genome assembly.
AUAAAAGACUAAUUAUAGAAUUAUUCUAAAAUUUAAUUUGGAUUUCAUGCUUCAUUUUAUAGUAGACCGUGAUUUCAUUCUUCUUGCGAGUUCCAUCCCAUUUUUCAUUCUUCUUUUAGCCCAUAAUUAAAUCAUCAAAUUCACUGUAAAAUCUCUCACUCCCUCUCUCUAAUGGCGUCUCUCUUCAGGGAUCGAACGAUUGGGCAUUCCAGGAGAGAAUCGUUCUCCUCCACUGCCUCAGCUGCCGCUGCAGCUAUUAUAUCCUCCGCCAGCUCCCGCUUCUCCGUCGGCGGCGCCGCAGUUUCCGCCAGCGCCGCGCUUUCACCGCUUCCUUCUCCGUUCGGAGACCUAACUCCGACGCUCACCGCCGACGACCUCCGCGAAACGGCGUACGAGAUCUUCGUCGCGGCGUGCCGCACCUCGACCGGGAAGGCUCUCAACUACAUUCCGUCCUCGGCGGAUGGAUCUCAGUCGCCUUCGCAUUCCUUGAACUCCAAUUCGUCUUCUUCGCCGUUGUUGCAGAGAUCCAUCACUUCUACUGCCGCUUCCAAAAUGAAGAAGGCUUUGGGCCUCCGAUCCAGCUCCAUUUCGAACUCCAAGCGGGCUGAUGGCAGUCCGGGCUCAGGGGGUAGGCCCAAGAAGCCCAUGACCGUAGGUGAGCUAAUGAGGGUUCAGAUGAGGGUCUCGGAGAGUGUUGAUUCCAGGAUUAGGAGAGGUUUGCUGAGGAUUUCUGCUAGUCAGGUUGGAAGAAGAAUUGAGUCAACUGUUCUCCCACUGGAGUUGUUGCAACAGUUCAAGUCUUCAGAUUUCACUGAUCAAGCAGAAUACGAAAGGUGGCGGAAGCGAAACAUAAAAAUUCUAGAGGCCGGACUUCUUUUACAUCCUCACACGCCACUUGAUAAAUCGAAUGCUGCUUCACGACUGCGGCACAUCAUUCAAUCUACAUUAGAGAAGCCAAUGGAGACCGGGAGAAACAAUGAGUCAAUGCAAAUCCUUCGAAAAGCUGUGAUGGAUCUUGCUAGCAGAUCAUCAGGUGGAUCUGUCAUGGACUCAAGCCAUUGGGCAGAUGGUUUCCCAUUAAAUCUUCGACUAUAUGAGAUUCUCCUAGAAGCCAUUUUUGACGUUAAUGAUGAAACAUCUAUUAUAGAGGAAGUUGACGAGUUGAUGGAACUUAUAAAGAAGACAUGGGGGAUACUUGGGUUAAACCAAGUGCUUCAUAAUGUUUGCUUUGCAUGGGUCCUAUUCAAUCGCUUCGUAGCCACUGGACAAGGUGUGAAUGAACUGCUAGAUGCUGCUGAUGGGCAGUUAGCUGAAGUUGCUAAAGAUGCAAAGGAAACUAAAGAUCCUGAAUAUUCUAAAAUCUUAAGUUCUACACUAACUGCAAUUUUGGGUUGGGCUGAGAAAAGACUCCUAGCAUAUCAUGAAACUUUUGAUGUUAGAGAUAUUGAAUCAAUGCAAACCAUUGUAUCCAUUGGUGUCUCAGCAGCUAAAAUUUUAGUUGAGGAUAUAUCCAAUGAGUAUCGGCGCCGACGAAAGGGUGAAGUUGAUGUAGCUAGGAGCCGAAUCGAGACUUAUAUUAGGUCAUCGCUUCGCACUGCUUUUGCUCAGAUGAUGGAGAAGGCAGAUUCAAAUAGAAGAGCAUCAAGGAACCAGCUAAAUCCUCUCCAUGUCCUUGUUAUUCUUGCUAAGGAUGUUGGUGAGCUGGCUACUAAAGAGAAAGAGGUAUUUAGCCCCAUCCUGAAGACAUGGCAUCCAUUUGCUGCAGGUGUGGCCGUUGCCACCCUUCAUGUAUGUUAUGGGAAUGAAUUGAAACAAUUUGUUUCGGGUGUAACGGAGUUGACUCCAGAUGCUGUACAAGUUUUGAGAGCCGCGGAUAAGCUGGAGAAAGAUCUAGUGCAGAUUGCUGUUGAGGAUUCAGUGGACAGUGAUGAUGGUGGGAAAGCUAUCAUCCGUGAGAUGCCACCUUUUGAAGCUGAAGGUACAAUAGCCAACCUGGUGAGGGAUUGGAUUAAGAUGAGAACAGACAGACUAAAGGAAUGGGUGGAUAGAUGUCUCCAACAAGAGGUUUGGAAUCCUCGAGCCAAUGAAGAAGGAUAUGCUCCUUCAGUUAUUGAACUCCUGCGGACUAUAGAUGAAACUCUGGAUGCAUUUUUUCAGUUGCCAAUACCAAUGCAUCCAUCACUUCUCCCUGAUUUGAUGGCUGGGCUCGAUAGGUGUCUUGAAUACUAUGUAACCAAGACAAAAUCUGGAUGUGGAUCAAGAAGCACAUAUAUUCCAACUAUGCCAGCAUUAACGAGGUGUACCGUAGGGACAAAGUUUCAAAAUGUGUGGAAGAAGAGAGACAAGUCAAUGAACACACAGAGGAGGAAUUCCCAGGUUGCAACAAUGAAUGGAGAUAGUAGUAACUGCGGGAUGCCUCAGUUAUUAGUACGCAUAAACACUUUACAAAAAAUCCGAACGGAGUUGGAAGUUCUAGAAAAGAGGAUUAUCACACUUUUGAGAAACUCAGAAUCUGCUCAUGUGGAUGACAUCGCAAAUGGUUUGGGCAAAAAAUUUGAGAUCACACCAGCUGCUUGUGUGGAGAUGAUACAACAAAUCAGCGAGGUGAUGGCGUACAAGGUUGUCUUUCAUGACCUCAGUCAUGUUUUGUGGGACAGUCUUUAUGUAGGAGAGCCCUCUUCCUCUAGGAUAGAACCUUUCCUCCAGGAGAUCGAACAAACCCUUACUAUCACAUCAAACACUGUUAAUGAAAGAGUACGCACCCGGAUCAUUGCUGACAUAAUGAAAGCAUCCUUUGAUGGUUUCUUGUUUGUCUUGCUUGCCGGAGGGCCUUCUCGUGCAUUCACUAAGCACGAUUCCCAAAUACUAGAGGAAGAUUUUACAUCUCUUAAGGAUCUGUUUUGGGCAAACGGAGAUGGAUUGCCCACUGAUAUCAUAAACAAGUAUUCAACAACGGUCAGGGAUGUCCUUCCACUCUACAGGACAGACACAGAGAGCCUCAUAGAGCGUUUUAGGAGAUUGACUCUAGAGGCUUAUGGGUCCUCUGCCAAGUCAAGGCUUCCCUUGCCCCCGACUUCAGGACAGUGGGACCCGACCGAACCGAACACGCUUUUGCGUGUCUUAUGUCACAGGAAUGAUGAGGCUGCCACAAAGUUUCUCAAGAAGACUUACAAUUUGCCCAAAAAACUGUGAUUGGUCCAGCGGAGAUACAUACAGAUCUUCUGCAUUGUGUAAGAGUAUUAACCCAUGCGUGCUCUUGUUGCUUGGUUGAGUGACAGUGCUAUCCUGUAUAGUUAUCCAUUCCGGCUUUAAUAAUUUAUCAAUACUUCUGAAGAAACACCAUAUCCGGUAAAGGUUAGUUUUCAAAUGCUUCAUAUGUUUAUAGGUUAUAUAUCAGUUUUGCGUAGAUCUUAUGUUACCCAUUGUUGGCUGCAAUAGGGUUCUUCUUGUGUAAGCUUCUUUCAGCCUUAUAUUCAUUUGUUAUUCUUUUUUUUUUAACUAGAAAAUUCAAUGUAGAGGAGAAGAUUGGCUUUGUCUAUUGAUACGAAUAUUGAUUCAUAUUUAUGAUCAGAAUAUAUCCCAUUGAGUUUUAGAAUGAUAUUGAGGCUUUUACAUAUUUACUUUACUACAUGCUUUUGUUUAUGCCCUUCAUAUAUGAAUGCCAAGUUAUUGUAAAAUCUAAACCCGGUGAAAUCCGUGCUAAGGUCCACAGCACUCAACUGUCUCAACAACAUCAAUAGUUCAUAUGACGUUUUACUAAUUUGAACAAAAUGAUAGGGUUUGUAUGGGCUGCAGAGUAGAAUCAUGUUCAUCUCUUCUAUCACCAAACACUCUCUGUGGUUUGCACGAGGACGAUGGUGAUGGUGGGUGGUCAGAAGCCGAGAACCAACAACGCAAUAAUCCGACAUGGAUUGA